AUGUUCCAUCAGCUUCAAAUCAUCGAGUCCGACCGCCAAUUUGAGCGGUUCCUGUGGCGUGAUAGUCCUGAUCAACCUCCACAAGUUUACAACAUGGACGUCGCGAUAUUUGGUGCAACCUGCUCGCCAUCUUCCACACAAUUCAUCAAAAACACGAAUGCGAAGGCAUUCGCGGAGCGAUAUCCCAGAGCGGUGGGAGGAAUUAUCAAAUCCCACUAUGUGGAUGAUUACCUCAGUAGUUUCGAGACGAUCGAAGAUGCGAAGGUGGUGGCAGAGGAUGUGAAGAUGAUACAUUCCAAAGGCGGAUUUAUGAUUCUCAAUUGGGCCUCAAACAGCCGAGAUGUUUUGGAUUAUCUAGGCGAAGGGUCAGCGGACGGAGUUAAAGAGCUGAACUUGACUGGAAACGGAAAAAACUGA
Messenger RNA from Toxorhynchites rutilus septentrionalis, 417 nucleotides. RefSeq lists its product as uncharacterized. The transcript has a single exon. The record is from RefSeq and is a predicted model, not a curated record. Bases 1 to 417 code for a protein of 138 amino acids. NCBI's taxonomy places the organism in Eukaryota, Metazoa, Arthropoda, Insecta, Diptera, Culicidae.